AGGAAAUAUCUCUCCACUCUGGAGGCAUCCCUGACACGGGAUCCACUUUACGCUGCCUUUUUGCUGAGCAACACUUAAUUUGGACUUGSGUGAAGUGCUGAGCCCACCCACUGGCCCCCAGCCUCAGCAGGCUGAAUCAUAUUUAAGGAGGCCCUCACACCCUGGCCCCCGAAUCCCAGAGGAAACUCCAGCCCACUGGUUACAGCUUGAAGGCCAACACAACAGACCAAACAUGUGUGACGAUGAUGAGACCACCGCACUGGUGUGCGACAACGGUUCUGGUUUGGUCAAGGCGGGGUUUGCUGGUGAUGAUGCCCCCCGCGCRGUCUUUCCGUCCAUUGUUGGACGCCCCCGUCACCAGGGUGUGAUGGUGGGUAUGGGUCAGAAGGACAGCUACGUGGGAGAUGAGGCCCAGAGCAAGAGGGGCAUCCUGACUCUGAAGUACCCGAUUGAGCAUGGCAUUAUCACCAACUGGGAUGACAUGGAGAAGAUCUGGCAUCACACUUUCUACAAUGAGCUCCGUGUGGCUCCAGAGGAGCAUCCCACCCUGCUGACUGAAGCCCCUCUCAACCCAAAAGCCAACAGAGAGAAGAUGACUCAGAUCAUGUUUGAAACCUUCAAUGUCCCUGCCAUGUACGUUGCCAUCCAGGCUGUCCUGUCCCUCUAUGCCUCUGGACGUACCACUGGUAUUGUACUGGACUCUGGGGAUGGUGUGACACACAACGUACCAAUCUAUGAGGGUUACGCUCUGCCGCACGCCAUCAUGCGUCUUGAUCUGGCUGGCCGGGACCUCACUGACUAUCUGAUGAAAAUCCUAACUGAGCGUGGCUACUCUUUUGUCACCACAGGUACUAUAGUUUUACCAAUUAUAAAAGUAAAACUAAAAUAUUACUCUGAAAUGCAUWUAGUAUUAGCAAGUCGCUUACUGGAAAAAGACUUCGAAAUUUCUGACUUUCAAAAGUUAAAAAUUUUCAGCUUUAGAAACUCAGAAAGUUUUUUUAAAUUUUCUUUCUCAGGUAUGGAAUCUGCUGGCAUCCAUGAAACUGCUUACAACAGCAUCAUGAAGUGUGACAUUGACAUUCGUAAGGACCUUUACGCCAACAACGUGUUGUCUGGUGGAACCACCAUGUACCCUGGUAUUGCCGACCGUAUGCAGAAGGAAAUCACCGCCUUGGCCCCGAGCACCAUGAAAAUCAAGAUCAUUGCUCCUCCUGAGAGGAAAUAUUCGGUUUGGAUCGGUGGCUCCAUCUUGGCGUCUCUGUCCACUUUCCAGCAGAUGUGGAUCAGCAAGCAGGAGUAUGAUGAGGCUGGCCCCUCCAUCGUCCACAGGAAGUGCUUCUAAAUCGCCAAUCAGAACCAGAACCAGAAUCAGAACCAACAACCAAACUAGCUUACUUUCCAUAACUUUAUUUCUACUGUGUCUUGUGAUGUAUAUACAUGUACUGUUGUAAUAAUAAAUAGUUUUUUAAAAUGCAA
This is a messenger RNA of Poecilia reticulata (guppy), 1476 nucleotides long. The record is from RefSeq and is a predicted model, not a curated record. Lineage: Eukaryota; Metazoa; Chordata; Actinopteri; Cyprinodontiformes; Poeciliidae.